UCCCAAGAUGGCGGCCACCAUGAAGAAGGCGGCUGCAGAAGACGUCAAUGUUACCUUUGAAGACCAGCAAAAGAUAAACAAAUUUGCACGGAAUACGAGUAGAAUCACAGAGCUGAAAGAAGAAAUAGACGUAAAAAAGAAACAACUCCAGAAUCUAGAAGAUGCUUGCGAGGACAUCAUGCUUGCAGAUGACGACUGCUUAAUGAUACCUUACCAGAUUGGGGAUGUUUUCAUUAGCCAUUCCCAAGAGGAAACGCAAGAUAUGUUAGAAGAAGCAAAGAAAAAUUUGCAAGAAGAAAUUGACGCCUUAGAAUCCAGAGUGGAAUCAAUUCAGCGGGUGUUAGCAGAUUUGAAGGUUCAGUUAUAUGCAAAAUUUGGGAGCAACAUAAACCUUGAAGCUGAUGAAAGCUAAAUGUUUUAUAUUACUUUAAAAAUUUGUUUAAUAAACUUGAAUAUUGU
Molossus molossus (Pallas's mastiff bat) is the source of this 459-nucleotide messenger RNA. RefSeq names its product prefoldin subunit 4 (gene PFDN4). Gene Ontology annotation, biological process: protein folding. Gene Ontology annotation, cellular component: prefoldin complex; cytoplasm. Lineage: Eukaryota; Metazoa; Chordata; Mammalia; Chiroptera; Molossidae. The record is from RefSeq and is a predicted model, not a curated record. The transcript is spliced from 4 exons. The coding region runs from base 8 to 412 and encodes 134 amino acids.